Molecule: messenger RNA, 1959 nt
Organism: Betta splendens (Siamese fighting fish)
Lineage: Eukaryota; Metazoa; Chordata; Actinopteri; Anabantiformes; Osphronemidae
Product: claudin-8-like
Exons: 1
Coding region: 109-882 (257 amino acids)
Biological process (GO): cell adhesion; bicellular tight junction assembly
Cellular component (GO): plasma membrane; bicellular tight junction
Molecular function (GO): structural molecule activity
Source: RefSeq, a predicted model, not a curated record
GCCACCCUGCGCCUCCUCCUCUGAGGCUCUUUGAUGCAAAGCCGCUCACACUUCCCGCUAUCGACCUGCCGCGCUGGCGCAUGAAUGCUCGUACUGCACCUUUAGAGAAUGGCCAACUCAGCGAUGGAGAUCGUGGCUCUCCUGCUCACCGCGGUCGGGCUCAUAGGGGCGGCGGCCAGCACCGGGAUGCCCAUGUGGCGCGUGACGGCCUUCAUCGGAGCCAACAUCAUCGUGUUCGAGACGCGCUGGGAGGGCCUGUGGAUGAACUGCUACCGCCAGGCCAACAUCCGCAUGCAGUGCAAGGUGUACGACUCGCUGCUGGCGCUGAGCCCCGACCUGCAGGCCGCGCGCGGCCUCAUGUGCGCCGCCGUGGCGCUGGCCGGCCUCGGCCUGAUCGUCAGCAUCAUGGGGAUGCAGUGCACGUCGUGCAUCAAGGACAACGACCGGGCCAAGCGGGCCGUCCUCAUCGCAGCCGGCUGCAUGAUCAUCCUGUCCUGCCUCUGCGUCCUCAUCCCGGUGUCGUGGACGGGGAACGUCAUCAUCAGGGACUUCUACAACCCCCUGCUGCUGGACGCCGAGCGCAGGGAGCUGGGGGAGGCGCUGUACAUCGGCUGGGUGGCCGCCGCCUUCCUGUUUGCCGGAGGAUGCAUAUUCACCUGCUGCAACGUGCAGAGCGACGACGGGGACUCAAAGAGGCGCAUGUACUCGUACUCGCGGCCGUCCGGCUACGCGGCCUACCCGCCGCAGCCGCUGCAGCCUCAGGCGCUGGUGAUGCUGCCCCAGCAUCAGCCGCCGCAGCCGGUGCUGUCCAGGCACCCGUCCACCAACUACAGCUACCACUCCAGUUACCCGUCCGUUCGCAGCGGGGUGGCUUACCUCUGAGCCCGCUGAGGUAACCAGCACCUGAACCUGUGGAAAGUCUGUUUGGCACAUUUACCGUGAAUGCAUUUCAUACGAAUGUCUACUUUAAAGUCGCUUGUUUUUUGUUUAUGAAUUAUUAGAGGAGCACUUAAUAGUAUUUAGGUAGAAAAUUCAACAGGUGAUUUACGUGUAACCGAAGUUUGUGUAGAGUUACAGGAUUUCUACUAAUGUUUAUACCUGCAGCUUAAUUUUUGUGUUAAGUUAAAAAUAUGUUGUAUAUAGAUUUUCAUACAUCAAAUACAACGACAAUCUGUGGUUAAAUGCGUUUCAUAGGCGGAGGACCAGUUAAUGCCUGAUUUCAAUCUUUACCUUUCAAUGUGUUUCUGAAAACGAAAAAACAAAACAUUUAUGCAAAUCCUCUCUGGGCCCAAGGACACAGAUGUGGCCAUUGUAUCCUUCUCAGUUCCAGUUUGACCUGCUUCUAAACCAUUUGCAUUUAUAUGUUCUUAUGUUAUAUAUAUGUUAGAUAUAUUUUCUUGUGUCUAAGGACAGUAAAUCCUCUAUGAGAUAGAAUAAGUGAGCGUAACGUGUCUAAAAGUCCAACGCAUUGUGUGUGAGCCUAGUUAAUCAUCACAAGGCGUCGUUGUUGGCUCAGCGUGAUGCCCUGGAGCUUCCAGGAACUAACGACGCUAAACAAAUGGCUUAGUACACGUAGGACACAGGUUUACGAGAAGUUAGCAAAGGUGUGGACUCAGUGUAGACACCAAGAUCAACAGUCAUGAAGACGCUAAAGACGUUACAUAGUCAUUUCAUGUGAAAUUAAACAGGACAAAUGAGAGUUCUGACAUCUAUUCUGCUGUUUCAGUUCCUGCUCAACAGCCCUAAAUAAGAUAAAUACAAAACAUGAGUGAUGUCAGACAAACUGAAUUUUUGUAUUGGACUGAUCUGAGUCCUCUCGUCACUCUGAAGGUCAUCCCUGCUCCCCUGUGGACACCGGGAGCACUGCAGAGUGAAAGCUCUGCAUACUUGUUUACUUUUGAUUUAAAUGUUCACUAACACAUAUCACAGAGAAUAAAAUCAUGACGCGUUGCUGAAGCA